Strongyloides ratti is the source of this 1302-nucleotide messenger RNA. RefSeq names its product Histone acetyltransferase KAT2B. The transcript has a single exon. Gene Ontology annotation, biological process: chromatin remodeling; positive regulation of transcription by RNA polymerase II. Gene Ontology annotation, cellular component: histone acetyltransferase complex. The record is from RefSeq and is a predicted model, not a curated record. Gene Ontology annotation, molecular function: histone H3 acetyltransferase activity; protein binding. Bases 1 to 1302 code for a protein of 433 amino acids. Lineage: Eukaryota; Metazoa; Nematoda; Chromadorea; Rhabditida; Strongyloididae.
AUGCAAGAAAUAAAAAAUGCAACAUUAUGUAUUGAUGAUGGAGAAAAUUCAAAUGUUAAACAAGAUUCUUUACAAGUACCAAAUGUAAAAAUUAAUGGUAAUAAAAAUGUAUAUUUGGAAAAAUUUAAUGAAAUUGUUGAAGAAAAUGUUGUUACACCUAAUGUACCUUUAGAUAUUCGUAAUGAUUAUAUUGCAAGAGUUAUUACAACAGCUGAAUUAGCUAAAAAUGGAAAAAAGUAUGGAGCUUAUCUUUCACAAUUUGAGAAAGUUGUUAAUACUGCUUUACCAAAUAUGGGAAAAGAUUAUGUUAAUAAGGUAGUAUUUGAUUUUAGACAUAAAUCAAUUAUUGUUUGCUCAAAACAAACAGCAAUUAAAAAAGAGCAAGUUAUUGCAGGUAUAUGUUUUCGUGAAUUCAAAUUACGUGGCUUUAUUGAAAUUGUAUUUUGUGUCGUUCAACUCAAACAUCAAUCGCAUGGUUUUGGUUCAUUUAUUAUGGAUUUAAUGAAAACUUAUAGUAAUCAUUUAAAUAUUCCAUAUUUAUUAACGUAUGCUGAUAACAAAGCAGCAGGUUAUUUUUCUAAGCAUGGUUUUGUUGAAGAUAUUGAAUUAAAUGAAGAAUACUAUAAAAAUUAUAUAAAGCAUUAUGAUGGAGCUAAGCUCAUGGGUGUUAGUGUUAUAGAAAAAGUAGAUUAUACACUUUUAAAAGAUCAAAUUGAAUACGUCAGUCGAAUGGCUGAUAAAUUGGUAAUAGAUAUUCAACCAGUACGUUCAUAUGUCUCAAAAACAUAUGCUGGAAUUGAACAUUUAUUUAAAGAAAGUGGUAAAGGUAAUUUAAAAAAAUCAACUAUUGUUGCUCUUUCCAAAAUCUCUGGUUUUGAAAGAUAUAAUAUUAGAAAAUUAGCAAGAAUAGAUCCUCCUGAAAUAGAUUUUGAAAAGAAAUGUCAAACUAUUUUAAAAGAGCUUAAAAGUCAUAAAAAUAUUGUAUGGCCUUUUGAAAAUCCAGUUUCUGAGGAAGAGGUACCAGGUUAUCAUAGUUUUAUUGAGAAUCCUAUUGAUCUAUCAACUAUUAAAAGCAAGCUUGAUAAAAAUGGAUAUUCACAUGAGCAUCAAUUUGUAGCUGAUAUAAAAAGAAUGUUUGAUAAUUGUUAUCGUUACAAUGGUUCCACUUCUCCCUAUUAUGCAAUGGCAUAUAUUUUAAAUAAAAAAUUUAAUGUAUUACAAGAAAAAUAUUUCCCUGAUUUAUUUUUACAGGCUAAACUUCCAGAGGCACCUACAAAAGAAGCAUUAGAAUAUUGUCGAUAA